This is a messenger RNA of Bactrocera tryoni, 2044 nucleotides long. RefSeq names its product zinc finger CCHC domain-containing protein 8 homolog. The transcript is spliced from 3 exons. NCBI's taxonomy places the organism in Eukaryota, Metazoa, Arthropoda, Insecta, Diptera, Tephritidae. Gene Ontology annotation, molecular function: RNA binding; zinc ion binding. Gene Ontology annotation, cellular component: catalytic step 2 spliceosome. Bases 57 to 1964 code for a protein of 635 amino acids. The record is from RefSeq and is a predicted model, not a curated record.
GCACGGUCGAAAGUUUACUUUCUAUGGACAAUAUUUUGUGAAUUUUUGUAUUCACAAUGGACAAAAAUGCUGAUAUAAUCAAAUUGGAUAGUGAUAAUGAAGAUUUGGAUGACCGUGUUCGUGACACCACCACAGUUGACUUAACUUCGGACACUAGUAUGAAUGAAACUCCUGAAAAAAAAUUGCCGGUGGCUGUUACGGUUAAAGAGGCAAUUGUCUGCGUUGAUUUCGAAGAAGGAGAGGUGGAGGAAGCACAAGAAGCUGCGGAAAUAUGUGAACCAACAGGCAGUAAACCAACAUUGGCUUUUGAAAUAAAGUUUUCAAAUGAAAGCGUUUUCAAAGAAUAUGGACAUAAAAUAUUGGACUCGCUUGAUAAAGCACUCAAUAUGUCUGAGGAUAAUUCAAUUUUUGCAUUUAAAAUUUCAAAUUCUGAAAAUACUACAGUUAGUAGUAUAAACGCUUAUAUAGCAAAACAAUCAGCUGCCAACCCCUCCGAUGAUGAAUUAAGUGAUUGUGAAGAGGCGGUGAGCAUAACAGAAGUAGCACCUGAGCGCCAUAUGUCAGAAAAUGAAGAUGAUUCGCCGGAUUUAGACUUGGCUUCGUUAUUUACAAUUGAUACCUCUGGCUCGAAAAAACUUGACACGCAAUGUGUACCUUCAUAUAAACGUAGUAUUAAAGAUGUUUUGAAUGAAGAAUCUUCAGCGCGUAAACGACAAAAGUUAGAAGAAGAGGAAAACGAGUGCCAAAGGGUGCGAACAACAGUCGCUUGUUUUAAUUGUGGAGUAAAUGGUCACUCAUUACGUGAAUGUCCUAAACCGCGAAAUAACGCGCGUAUAAAUCGUGCAAAAUUAGCACGUAAACAAGAGAGAUACCACAUUGAUAUUGAACAAAGAUUUGGACAUUUAAGGCCGGGUAAGAUAAGUGACAAACUACAGACAGCACUUGGUUUAAAGCGCGGAGAACUGCCAUUCUUUUUCUACCGCAUGAGAAAGCUUGGUUAUCCACCAGGUUGGUUGGAGGAGGCAAAAGUGGUGCAUUCUGGCAUAUCUCUAAUUAAUUCAGAUGGAGACGCAGUGAUGGCAUCGGAAGAGGAAAAUUCACAGGAAAGCGAUGAGAUUAAAUAUGACAUAUCUAAAAUUGUAGACUUCCCAGGAUUCAAUGUUGAUCCUGGUCCGAAUUUCUAUGAUGACUAUAAGCACCAUAACGUGCCGCCUUUGUCUCGCCAUCAACGAAAAGAAGAGUUCAUUAAGAAAUUGGGAAGCAAUGUUGUAAAAGGUUAUAAACAUAAAAGACUUAAGAGUCUACCACAAACAACUAAUAUGGCUGAGAUUAAAACUAGUAUAUUGGACAAUGCCGAUAUGGAAAUUGAAGACGACGUUGCGAUUAAUGAAAAUGUGGUAUUUACUCGCCCUCCUCCACCACCGGAACCCGCAAACGACAUUAAACCACCACCACCACCAACAUCGCCAGAUGAUGCAACUACCUCAGCAACGAAUGAAGAAAGCUCAUCCGUUGCAAAUGAACGUACUUGUUCGCCCACUUUAGACUAUUUGGAGGAACGCAAACAAAAGCUACUUGCCGAAUUGAAGUCUGGUCUGUGUGAUAUUGACAGUUUGUCUUCAAGUAGUGCGACCGAAGAAUCACUCGCACUGGAAAGUAGCAAUAAUGAGGCGAAAACAAGCGAAAUAUCCAAACCAAAAAAUAUGGACGAAAUACACACAGUUGAACCAACGACGCCUACGCCAUUGGAUAUUAUUAAGGAAUCACACAUGGGUACACCUGUGUUGCAAUUUUCACCAUACGAAAAACUACCAGCUGGUGACAAUUUCAAAGUGGGUGUUAGUGAUGUUAUUAAUUUUGAAAAUCUGCCGGAUUCAACUGGCAAGUAUGAGCAAAUGAAGGAGGUUAUUAAAAAAGUACGAAAUAUCGUUACCAAAUUGCAUAACGACGAUGACGACGGAUAAACAGCGAAUAUCAAUGUACUGCAUGUUUAAGUAUUGGAUUCGGUCUGAAAUUGCAUUUUGUAAAAUGUCUGAAUGGUUGU